Molecule: messenger RNA, 2374 nt
Organism: Histoplasma capsulatum G186AR
Lineage: Eukaryota; Fungi; Ascomycota; Eurotiomycetes; Onygenales; Ajellomycetaceae
Product: pantothenate kinase
Exons: 5
Coding region: 579-1970 (463 amino acids)
Biological process (GO): coenzyme A biosynthetic process
Cellular component (GO): cytosol; nucleus
Molecular function (GO): ATP binding; pantothenate kinase activity
Source: RefSeq, a predicted model, not a curated record
UUGGGAUAGAAUAUCUACUGUAAUCCUUAAUUUAAUGUUUUAUAUUGAAUGAAGAUUUCUCACAGUUUCAAAGCAGCAAAUAUUUCAUUGAGUUCAGUAUACAGUGACCAAAUAAUAAUCAAUGAUCUGUGUGAUUUGAGCAAGGGUAUAGCUGCUGUUUAAAAGAUGUACAAUCUCAUUGGUGAUAAAAUCUCUGAGUUGAGAGGGCAUAUCGACAGAUUUGAUGAUAAAGAGGGCUGGAAAAUUCUGUUUUCGCAAGCUUUACGUCCGCCACAACAUCAGAAAUCUACAAGUAUUCUCCUCAGAUAUUCUUCAAAUAUCACGCGACGCAAUUACUCUCCCAAUCUCCCGGCCGAUUUCCCUAGUUCUUCGACGUCAUCCUCGGCGCUGUCCUCCAUCAACCCCGAACACCCGGCCAGAAGGAGAUAUACGCCGUAAGCGUGGGCACGGCGACCAGCCGAUUUUUUAACCAACACAAAUACCUUCAAUACACAAAACUCCUACGGGUUUGCCGGAACUCUUUCGUAUAAUGACAAUCAAAUGCUACCUCGUACUCUCACACCUGAUUUCGCGCCGCCAUGCGUCGUGCCAGAAGAUCUCACACUGAGUCAAGCACAGCUCGGCUCGGGCAUCGCAAGUCACAUUCCGAAGAUCGCGGCUUCGCUGGACGUAUCAAGCAGGCGAUUACAAAUCCGGGUUCUGUAAAGAUCAAUGUUAAGGGUGCUUUCAUCGUCGAAGAUGAGGAAGAAUCGCCAUCUCCUCCUAAUGGCACGCCAAUGGAUGGUGUUCACUAUGAACGCAAAGAUAUCCGUCUGCCUCACCACACUGCCGUUGUGAGCCAUGUUGCCGUCGAUAUCGGAGGUUCCCUAGCAAAACUAGUUUAUUUCUCCAAGGAAAUCGGGUCGCCGGAUAACGGAGGACGCUUGAAUUUUAUGAAUUUCGAGACCGAUCGGAUCGAUCUAUGUAUUGAGUUCAUAAAGGAGUUGAAAGAACGCCAUGAAAGAAACUAUGUCACUUCCCCCGGCGAGCUCUGCGUCAUGGCCACCGGCGGUGGCGCUUUCAAGUAUUACGACCGCAUGAAGGAAGCUUUGGGGAUUAAUGUGCUUCGUGAGGAUGAAAUGGAAUGUCUGAUUAUUGGGCUGGAUUGGUUCAUAACUCAGAUCCCGAACGAGGUAUUCACGUACAGCGAGGCCCUUCCAACGGAGUUUGUGGAACCUCGACCGGAUGUCUAUCCGUAUUUGCUUGUAAAUAUUGGCUCUGGGGUGUCAAUGGUCAAAGUUUCUGGACCAAGACAGUUCCAGCGUGUGGGAGGAACUUCUCUGGGAGGUGGCACGUUUUGGGGCAUAAUGUCCCUGCUAACUGGAUCGCAGACUUUUGAUGACAUGCUGGCCAUGGCAGAUAAAGGCGACAAUAGUGGUGUUGACUUGCUCGUUGGAGAUAUCUACGGCACCGAUUACGGAAAGAUUGGAUUGAAGGCUACCACUAUUGCUAGCACUUUUGGGAAGGUCUUCAAGAUGAAGAGACUGGCCGAGCGGCAUGCUGCGGCUGGAGGGGUUACUUUACAAACUGAAAGUGACUCGGAUACAGACCCUUCCCAGUUCAGCCAUGAGGAUAUGAGUCGAAGCUUGUUGUACGCUAUCAGUAACAACAUCGGCCAAAUCGCGUACCUCCAAUCCGAAAAGCACAAGAUAAAACAUAUUUACUUUGGCGGAUCCUUUAUCCGGGGCCACCGCCAGACGAUGAACACGCUCUCCUAUGCCAUUAGAUUUUGGUCAAGUGGAGAGAAACAGGCAUAUUUCUUGCGGCAUGAAGGGUACCUUGGUGCUGUUGGCGCAUUCCUUAAGAGGAAGCCCGAAACCUGGGGGCGCAGGAAAAGCCUGGAAGACGCAGUUGCUUCUGACUACGCUGGUUGCCGGGAGAAUCUGCGUAGGUGUGCUACGAAUGAAGAACGGCGGUUUGGAGAGACAUAAAAUCGGCAGCCACAAAUCUCUCCUCACAAUGAUUUGAUUACUACUACUAUGCUUCCCCUUACACUUGAUGCCUCUACGUUACUUCUUUCUCAACAAUAUCUGCCCUGGGUCUUGCGACUCAACAGCUUCUGGUAUCCUCCUAUACUAUCCCCCCCCUUGGAGACCAAACUACUCCAAUGCUAUGCCGCUUUGCUAGAACACUUUAUUGUUAUGUGGUUGGAUCGCGCAAUGUCCCUUACACACAUAUUUUUGGUGUUCUGCAUUGUCCUGAGGUUCUGUCUUUAUUUUUUCCUUGGAGAACAAGAAGCAUUCUCAUAGACGAUAUGCAUGUAAAUGCCUAUUUCCGUAGAUUCAUGGACUACCAUUGGAUAUAAUGAAUUGCAUUGGUUGGACGAUUCAAUCUC